GCAGGAGUGUUAAAGAAACAUGCACGAAGGGGAUGGAAGUGGGGCGACUUCUGUGCAGAGCCCGAGGAUUACAGCAGGGAAGUGCACAGAAGUGGCCAGCGUUGAGGACGCGAAGGACCAGGCCACGAAAUUAUGUGGUUAUCUCAAUAAGCUUGCGGGCAAGGGGCCAUUAAGAGGAUUCAAAUCACGAUGGUUUGUUUACGAUCCCAGAACAUGCUAUCUGUAUUACUUCAAGACUCCGCAAGACGCUUUACCGCUGGGACAUAUUGAAAUAGCUGAUGCUAGCUUCACCUAUGAUGUGGAGGGGGAAGAAGGGCUUUUCGAGAUCAGCACCUCCGGAAAGGAAUUUAUACUCAAGGCUGCAAAUGCGCAGGUAAUGCGCUACUGGCUGCAGCAACUGCAGCAGAUGCGUUGGGAGUUCUGCACCUCGCGUGGUCGCGGCAGCCGCGACAGCUGGAUCUCCCCCACCCUUCCACACCCACACUGCGGUCUGGUGGCCAGGGACACAGUUCCAGACGCCCUUGCCUUCCAGAAGCCCAGUGAGAGCAUGGAGAAGGUGCGUAAUGACUUUACCGUGGAGACCAGCGCGGAGGGCCAGGUGGGUGAGCACACGGCCCUCCCCACCUCCACCCUCAACCGCUCCAUCAAACAGUGGGGUACAGACCUGAGGAUCUCCAUGUCCCAUCUGCGGCCGGGGCGCGGCAGUGAGUCCAGGCGCAGCAUGUUCUAUGCUGACGAGGGCGAGGGGGUUGACCACACGACAAAGGAACCCGCAGAGCAGACAAGCAUGCAGGAGACCCCCAAGAGAGCCCCAAGAGACAGCCACAGGAACUCCACUGGCUCUGGGUUCUCCUUCGACUUUGGGCGCAGCUCCUCGCGCUUUAAGAGGCUGUCCUCGCAGGACGGGGCGGGCUCGGGGAGGCUGGCCCGGGGCGCGGACGGCUCAGGGGCGGAGUGCAACGGCAACAAGAUGUCGGACACAGAGCUCCGCCUCCAAAGACAGCAGGAGGAGCUGGGGCGGCUCCGUGAGGAGCUAGUCAGUCAGAAGGAGAUGGUAAGAGUCCUUCAGCUGACACUGAAAAGCACUCAGUGGGAGAGAUGCCCUGCGGAUGGCCCCAAGGGCCCCCGGGACACGGCCGCAUCCUCAAUGGAGCAAGAGGAGGAGGAGGAAGUCCAGAUUCGGGCCCUCCGGCGCCACCUGGAGAAGCUGACAGAGGAGAGGGACAGCCUCCAGCAGGAGGUUGCCGCCUUGAAGGUCAAGAUGGGCCAGAUCCAGGAGCAGCUGGCCAUGCUCAUGGAGACCAUCCAGGCCAAAGACCAGGUCAUCAUGCAGCUGUCUCAGCAGGGCGGAUCCGUGUCUGAGGGUGACUGCAGCGGCUCACCCAACUUCACUGCCAAAGAGCUUCAGGAGCUGGACAGACUGAGGGAUGGUCUUCAGGGCUAUAAAUCCCAGAACAAGUUCCUGAACAAAGAGAUCCUGGAGCUGUCUGUGCUGCGCCGCAAUGCUGAGACCAGGGAGAAAGCCCUGGAGGCCAAGUACGCAGCUCUGGAGGCCAAGCUGUGCCAGGUAGAGAGUAAGUACCUGGUGCUGCUGCAGGAGGUGCAGAAUCCCAUGUGCUCAUCAUCGCCGGCGAGUCCGACGCGGGAGGUCAUCUCCAGACUGCUGGAGGACGCCCUGCAGGUGGAGAGCACCGGCCAGGACGAGCACCCCGUCUUUAAGCCCAACCCAGUCAGCGAGUAUGAUGUGUACGGCUUUAAGACGGUACCCGAGGAUGAUGAGGAGGAGAGGCUGGUGGCGAAGGUGCGGGCCCUGGAGCUGAGGUCCCUGUCCCUGGCAGAGCAAGAGGUGUCGGUGGGGGUGAAGUGGGAGAACUACUUCGCGGGGACGAUGAACCGGGAGAUGACGCGCUGCCCGGAGCUGAAGGCCCUGGUGCGCUGCGGCGUGCCCCACGAGCACCGCUCCAAGGUGUGGCGCUGGUGCGUGGCCUUCCACGUCAAGAAGUUCCGGGAGAGCGUGGCGCAGGGCUACUACGAGAGCCUGCUGGGCCUGGCCCGUGAGAGGCAGAACCCCGCCUCCAAGCAGAUCGAGCUGGACCUGCUGCGCACCCUGCCCAACAACAAGCACUACUCCUGCCCAGCCUCCGAGGGCAUACACAAGCUGAGGAACAUACUGCUGGCCUUCUCCUGGAGGAACCCAGACAUCGGCUACUGCCAGGGCCUCAACAGGUUGGUAGCUGUUGCUCUUCUUUAUCUGGAGGAAGAGGAAGCCUUCUGGUGUCUGGUUGCCAUUGUAGAGGUGUUCAUGCCACGGGACUACUACACCAAAACACUGCUGGGAUCACAGGUUGACCAGCGAGUGCUGAAGGACCUGAUGAAUGAGAAGCUCCCUCGUCUCCACUCUCAUUUUGAGAUGCACAAAGUUGACUUCUCCCUCAUCACCUUCAACUGGUUCCUGGUCGUGUUUGUGGACAGUGUAGUCAGCGACAUCCUCUUCAAGAUCUGGGACGCCUUUUUAUACGAAGGGCCCAAGAUCAUAUUUCGCUUUGCCCUCGCCCUCUUCAAGCACAAAGAGGAGGAGUUCCUCAAGCUGCACGACUCCACCACCCUCUUCAAGUACCUCCGCUAUUUCACACGCACGAUCCUGGACGGCAGGAAGCUGAUGACUAUGGCCUUUGUGGACAUGAACCCCUUCCCCCUAAGACAGAUCCAGAACCGCCGGAGCUUCCAUCUGGAGCGGGUCCGUCUGGAGCUGACGGAGCUGGAAACAAUACGACAGACAUUCCUGAGGGAGAGAGAGACGGCUGCCCAAAGCAGGACCGUUUUUAGUGAUGAUGAGGAGGACAACUGACAGCCAUCCAAGUCCCAUU
This is a messenger RNA of Megalops cyprinoides (Indo-Pacific tarpon), 2867 nucleotides long. RefSeq names its product TBC1 domain family member 2B-like. NCBI's taxonomy places the organism in Eukaryota, Metazoa, Chordata, Actinopteri, Elopiformes, Megalopidae. The record is from RefSeq and is a predicted model, not a curated record. The transcript has 13 exons. The coding region runs from base 20 to 2848 and encodes 942 amino acids.